AUGGUCAAGACAAAAUUGACAGUCAUUUCAAAUUUUAUUUUUCUGGGAUUUAUUCACUACCCCAAAGCUGAAAGCCCCAUAUUUGAGCUGCACUGGCUGAUGUACCUGGUCACCUUGCUGGGUAAUAUUAUUCUGAUCUCCAUCACCAUCCUGGAUUCCUGCCUGCACACACCCAUGUACUUCCUUCUCAGCAACCUCUCCUUUCUGGACAUCUGGUACACUUCUUCUGUUCUCACUGUAAUGCUGGCAGACUUCAUUUCAGGGAAAAACACCAUCUCAUUCCCAGGAUGUGCCACUCAAAUGUCCCUUGCCAUGGGCUCCACUGAGUGUGUGCUCCUGUCAAUGAUAGCAUAUGACCGAUACGUAGCCAUCAGCAACCCCUGGAAGUACCCCAUUAUCAUGAACAAGAAGGUUUGUGUGCAAGUUGCAGCAGGCUCCUGGGUGACAGGCUCCCUCACCACCCUGGUGGAAACAAUGUCUGUGCUGCAUCAGCCUCUCUGUGGAAAUAGCAUCAUUGAUCAUUUCACUUGUGAAAUUCUGGCUGUCUUGAAACUGGUUUGUGUAGGCACUUCCAAGGUACAAUUAAUCACUCUGGUAAUCAGUGUGUUUCUUCUUCCUGUGUCAGUGCUUCUCAUUUGUAUCUCUCAUGUGUUCAUUCUCUGCAACAUCCUAAGAAUCACUUCAGUGGAUGGUCGAAGCAAAGCCAUUUCAACGUGUGCAGCUCACCUAACUGUGGUGGGUUUGUCCUCUGGGACAUGUCUCUCCACAUACCUAAAGCCCUCAGCUGUAGGUUCACAGGAAAUAGACAAAUUUAUAGCUUUGGUAUAUGCUGGAUUAACCUCCAUGUUAAAUCCUAUCAUUUAUAGUCUACGAAACAAAGAGGUGAAAGCAGCUGUGAAAAAAUUGCUGAGUAGGAACGCUCUUUGUGCUCUUUUAAUACAUAGUACCAAAUAA
This is a messenger RNA of Rhinolophus ferrumequinum (greater horseshoe bat), 954 nucleotides long. RefSeq names its product olfactory receptor 13F1. The transcript has a single exon. Bases 1 to 954 code for a protein of 317 amino acids. Lineage: Eukaryota; Metazoa; Chordata; Mammalia; Chiroptera; Rhinolophidae. The record is from RefSeq and is a predicted model, not a curated record. Gene Ontology annotation, biological process: G protein-coupled receptor signaling pathway. Gene Ontology annotation, molecular function: olfactory receptor activity; G protein-coupled receptor activity. Gene Ontology annotation, cellular component: membrane.